AUGAGCUUUGAACUUAGCGAUACAGAAAGUGAUGAUCCAGAUGAGAUCUGUUUGGAAACUGACAAUACAAAUCUUGAAACAUUCUAUCUUAUAUGGCUUGAUCCGCACGUCAAUACCGACAAGCAUCAUUUAGAAGCACAGCAACGAUUACGUGCUUUGAUAAGUCAUUUGGUAACGUUUGAUGAUGUUGAUACAUGCCGGAAAUAUAUUACUCAAGCGCCCCUUAAGCAUUAUCUUGUGCUGAUAGUUAGUGGUCAGUUGGGUCAGAAGUUGGUCCCUCGCAUUCAUCAUAUUAAUCAAGUCAUCAAUAUCUAUGUAUUUUGUGCUAAUAAAGCACUUCAUGAAAAAUGGGCAAAGGAAUUCCAAAAGGUCACAGCUAUAUUCGUUAGCGCCGAUGAUCUCAUUUCUCAAAUCGAAUUAGAUAAUAAAUAUCGACAAAAAUUGGCAGAAUCAUUGUCGUUCAAUACUUUUAACUUCAAUGACGUUCAAGCAGGACAGUCAACAGUAGGUCUCAAUGGUCAGUUUGUUUAUAACCAGGUGCUUAUGGAUGUCCUUCUUCGAAUAAAAUACAACAAAGCAGACAAAAGUGAACUCAUUAAACUGUGCAACACGCAAUACAGAAAAGACCCAACUGAGUUAGCAAUUGUAAAAGAAUUUCAGCACCAUUAUACUUCUGAAAAAGCAUUGUGGUGGUAUACCCGCGAUUGCUUCUUAUACAAGAUAUUAAACAAAGCAUUACGCAUGCAAGACAUUCAUGUACUCUUUCUUUUACGAUCGUUUUGUCUUGAUUUGUGCCAACAGCUACAAGAAAUUCAAUGUCAAUCUAAAAUUAAAGUGUACAGAGGUCAGCUGGUAUCGAAAAGCGAGCUGACCACUCUUAAAAAUUCACUCAAUCAACUUAUCUCAAUGAACUCAUUUUUUUCUACAAGUGUUAGUCCACAAGAAGCAUCAGCCUUCUUAUAUUCAAAGUAUACCUCGACCGAUCUAGAGCGAGUGAUUUUCGAAAUCGAUGCCAAUCCAAACGUAGUAACUACGAAACCAUUUGCCGAUAUCAGAUCACAAAGCGCUUUUGUUAAAGAAUCGGAAGUGUUGUUUAUGUUCGGUUCCAUAUUUCGUCUUGGUUCGAUUGAGAAAACCGGUGAUAAUAUUUGGAGAAUUAGAAUGACUUUGUGUGGAGAAAACGAGUCGGGUUUAAAAGCAGUGCUUCAACAUAUGACCAAUGAAUACGGAAGUAAAAAACCAAAUCUUCAUUUAUUGGGAAUGGUGCUGUGGAAGAUGGGCAAAUUUCAUCUCGCUGAAAAGUACUAUCAGCGUAUGAUCAGGGAGCUGCAAUUUAAUGAUCCCUUGAUCAUUGAUUUGUACACAGAUCUCAGUUCUAUAGCUGCCAUGCGAGGCUCCCUUGAUGACAGUAUUCACUGGAAGGAGAAGGCACUGGAAAUUAAAGCACAUCCAGCACAUAACACCACCGCUCUUACACCAAGAGUACUAGUGGCUGUGUCCACAGCAGGGUCAAAAAAGGUUGCAAGUGUUGCCUCAUCAACUCCUACCAAGAGUAUUUAUUAUGAAAUAGAGCAGCGCAUUGCUCAAGUUACCGACAGUAAGCAUAUGAUGUUCGAUCCAACACAACUACAUAAGUGUAGUCGAGAGGCAAGAAUGAUGGCUGUUGCUUGGAUUAUGGUUUGCAAAUUCGAUUGUAAGCUGUAUGGUGGAUUUGUACGUGAUUGGAUAGUUGGUCAAUAUCUAGGACGCCCAAAUAAUAUAACAGCUGAUAAUUGGAUUUUAUUUAACGAUUCGACAGCUCAUCUACACCCAGAAAUAGUACCUGCUGAUCUAGAUUGUUAUCUGCCGACACAUGGCUUGUAUGAUAUCGACGAAAUAUUGAAUGAGCUAGCAAAAUUACAAAUGGUGGUAAAUGUGCAUCGGGACCAAUGGAGAUAUUUAUUACUGGUGGAUCAAAAUGUAAAAACGGGUCCUUUUACAAUUGAUUUGAUCACACCACACAUUGGUAUAAAUAAAUACGACCGUAUCGAUUUCGAUGUAAACAAUCUCUUUGUUGAAAAGGAUUGUACAAAGCAUUUGGGUAUGCGAGUUGAUAUAACAUACCCUCCGUAUUCAAUUACUUUGGAGAAAAUAGUCGAUAAUAUACAGAAAAAACGUUUUUAUUUAUUGGCCGGGGACGAUAAUAAACCGUGUGCAACAGUUAUUGAAGAAAGAAUGAACAAAAUGAUAACUCGUGGCUGGAAACAAAUAGAUGAAACUCUGCCGCCAGUUGUACCAAAUCCGGGCCCACCAUCGAAUAUUGAAUUGACGCCGGUACCAAAGACUUCACCUGUUUAUCAAAAAAUAUUCGAAAAAAUGAAAUUGACUUUUGGAGGAAACGAUCUGAAAAUCAUUUCCAUCGAGCAAAUCAAGAAUGCAGAGUUAGAAAGCAUAUAUGAGCAAGCGAAGAAGGUGAUUCAAAAACAAACUGGACUUCCUGAUGGAAAUCAAAUGACGUUAUUUCACGGUGCUAAGGGAAUAACCAUUUCAAACGAAGAUAACUACAGUCGUAUUCAACUCAAGCCUAAAUAUAAACGAAUCAAGAGUUUGAUCGAACCCGGAAUUCUAAAACUGAAAUUUACAUUAAAUCGUCAAGUUAAACUUUUUUUCGUUUAUAAUUCAGGUUUACCACAACGAACUUUGUCUUUCAUUUUAGGCAAGGGAGCUUAUUUCAGUGAAAAUCCAAAGCUUCAGCAUGGGCGUACGUUUCCAGAUGAUGACAAUGAACGUGUUAUGUUUCAAGUAAAAGUACUGUUGGGCAAUGCACAAUCACUUAGUAGGCAUAAAAUUAAUUUAAAUUCGGUGCCAGAAAACUAUCACUCAGUUCAUGGCAUUUUCCCUCAAUUGCCAGACUCUGACGAGUUCAUCAUCUAUCGCUAUGGACAAGCUUUGCCUCAUUUAAAAAUAACCUACAGAUCAUAG
This is a messenger RNA of Rotaria socialis, 2961 nucleotides long. The record is from the annotation of a GenBank genome assembly. Lineage: Eukaryota; Metazoa; Rotifera; Eurotatoria; Philodinida; Philodinidae.